CCUCCGCCCAGUCAUGUCUCUUUAAACCUACGGCUUCGUUACCAGGAACUGCCGGUAUACGCUGGUCCGCUGCGGGAGUUCGAAGUCACUUAGAGGGUUUUUUUUUUCUUUCUCUUUUUCUUUUCCCAAGGUCAGGAUUCGACAUUCUGCAAUUGGAAAAGCCAGGACAAAUACCCAGGGUAGUUGGAUCGUGAUUCGAGUUCCCCGCAUCCGCCGUUGUAGUGUAUGCCCAUAGAUAGCACGCAGUUUUGCAGAUUCACGUUUCUUGGCAGCUGGGGCACUUGGGUUUUGGCACUUGAAGACUUAGAGGGAUAUCAAUCUCUCUAGUUCGAAUUGAGUCUUAUUCUGACAAUGGAGCACUCUUCUCCGUUGGCCGCCAUGCAGCCUCCCUCCGUACUGUUUGGGCAUUGCUUCCGUCAGGAUGCUCCGACCUCCUACCACCCAUUUAGUCCGAUCCCCGGGCUUGCAACGAACAGCUUUAACUUUAAGGAUCUGUCUAUGAAGAAAUCUCAGGGCGACUAUUUUAAUGUGAAGCCUGUGCGGGGGUCUUCUCCCACCGCGAGUCUUGCAGCAGAUCUGUCUCAAAAUUUUCACAUUGACCAGAGCCCCCAGGUUGCUACGCCACGCCGUUCUUUGUUCGCCUCGUGUCUGUUUGGGAAUGGAAAUAGACGUGAAGAUACCAUGACGACUCCUCCAUUACCCUCAUCACCGGCGCCUGCAAUGGAUGGGAUGGACAUGUCACCGUUGCCUCACAAAGCCCCGUUCUGCAUUACCACUGAAGUUGAGCUCACAUCUCCUAGCAUGGACUGCUCCCCAAUGGACUCACCUAUGAUGGCUGCUGCCGAAAGCCCUAUCCCGGAGUCGCCAUCAGUGGCACCAAAGGAUGGUCAACAAGAGAGAAGGCGUCCAACUUUCUUACGGCCCAGUCUAGCACGGAGUAAAGCCCAGUCCUUCCAGUUGGGCAUGGCAAGACCCACGCCCGAGAGCCAAGCACCCCCCUUCAAGUUCCAUAGCAAAGGAAGCAAGCCUUCCCUAGGAGUGUCGGCCUCGCUGGAGGAUAUGUUUGACGAAUCCCCCCAACGUGAACGGACCCUGCUGAGAAAUAACUCUGCGAGCGGUCUGAAUGCCAAUGGACGGUUGAGGCCACCAUUCGGGAGCAAUACUAGCCAUGCGCGUAGCAACGGAUCACCAUCAGCCGCGUCCAUCAGGAAGAGCUCCCAUCCCAUCAUGCGCCCCCGCAAGCAAUGUAGACGGUCACUGAGCAUGUUUGAACAUCCCGAGGAUGUAAUUGCCGAAAAAGAGGUUACUUUUACCACAAAUGCACCACUUCAGUCUAUUCACGACAUCGAAGGAACCCAGAGCCUGCAGCUUCCUCACUUCAUUGCUGAGGAUCAAGCAGACACUUUACCUCGCAUCGACAAGGCUACCCUCGUGGAGCUCAAGGGCGGCAAAUAUAAUGAGCUGUUCGACAACAUCAUGAUCAUUGAUUGCCGCUUUGAAUAUGAGUAUGACGGCGGACAUAUCACGGGUGCGUUCAAUUACAACGACAAGGAAUCCCUAGCCCAGGAGCUUUUUGCCAACCCCCAGCCACGGACUGCAUUGGUCUUGCAUUGCGAGUACUCUGUACACAGAGCUCCGAUCAUGGCCAAGUUCAUUCGCCACCGGGACCGUGCUUUCAACGUGGAUCAGUACCCACAGCUCUCUUACCCUGACAUGUAUAUCCUGGACGGAGGUUACAGUUCGUUCUAUGCUGAGCAUCGAUCACUCUGUUUUCCUCAAAACUACGUUGAAAUGUCCGCCAAGGAGCAUGAGUAUGCUUGUGAGCGUGGCCUGGGCCGGGUCAAGCAAAGAUCGAAAUUGAGUCGAGCUCAAACGUUUGCUUUCGGUCAACAGUCCCCUCGCAUGGAGGAUAGCCCUACUGGAAGGUGCCGAAACAAUCCCGGUGACCGCAGACUUCUGGGCUCUCCUUUUGGCGACAGCCCUGGUUCAAACCGCUUCUCAGGCCGCCGCAUGCUUUCUUACUGAAACUGAACAUUCUGAUCAUUUAUCUCCACGCUGAUGCUUUGCAUUCCAGCUGCCAUAUAGCGGACUUCUUCAUCCACACCCGUUCUGGGUUCUAUCGGCCUGUGAUUCUUGGAUAAUCCAUUGGUCGAACGAUUUUAUGAAAAUACCGGUGUUCUUCGGGGUUUUGCAUUCAGAACUGGGACACGCAAACACUGUUUGUGUUGUGAUCCAUGUUCAAUCCAUUCGCU
This is a messenger RNA of Aspergillus ochraceoroseus IBT 24754, 2252 nucleotides long. RefSeq names its product putative tyrosine protein phosphatase MIH1 (gene nimT). The record is from RefSeq and is a predicted model, not a curated record. Bases 352 to 2025 code for a protein of 557 amino acids. Gene Ontology annotation, cellular component: nucleus; cytoplasm. Lineage: Eukaryota; Fungi; Ascomycota; Eurotiomycetes; Eurotiales; Aspergillaceae. Gene Ontology annotation, biological process: G2/M transition of mitotic cell cycle; positive regulation of G2/M transition of mitotic cell cycle; protein dephosphorylation. The transcript is spliced from 4 exons. Gene Ontology annotation, molecular function: protein tyrosine phosphatase activity.